UUUCCCCACGCCAAUCCUCCCUGGCCGCCAAAUCCCUCUCCCCUGUUUCAACUUCCCUCCCAAUUUUCCCACUAACCCCGCCCACCCCGCGAGAUCCCCUCGUCAUCUUCCCAAACGAAACCAUCAGGCCACCGCCCUUGCUCCCAUCUCUAACCCUAAUCAUCGCACUCCCAUCUGUACAUCGCUUGGUGAGAAGGGGGCAAGAAGAGGUCGGUCCUUCCUGGUGAUCCACAUAUGGCGACUCGUGCCUCCAACACUGUUGGCGACCACGGAGAUCCUACUGAUGGAGACGCCGGCAACCAAGGGAUCAAGAAACCACAUCGGCGCCCUGCUCAUCCCCAAGGUCUCACUGAUGACCACGAGUUACAGUUUCAAUCUACUGAAACCAGCAGAGCCCCAACUGAUGGAAACGACGGCGACCAAAGGAUCAAGAAGCUCCAACGUCGUCCUGCUGUACCCCAAGGGCUCACUGAUGACAACGAGCUACCAUUUCAACCUAUUGAACCAAGCAGGUGCGCUACAUCCCUGAUAAUGAAGUCUAUCUGAUUAUGUUGAUUCACUUAACUUAAUUUUUUAUAUCUCAGAAUUCCAGAUUUAUUAUUCAUUCAUGGAGUACUAGUUUGGUCAGAUUUCAACUGGUUUAUGUUGCAUACACUGAACAUAAUUUGUUAGAUCUCAUAAUUCCAGAUUUAUUGUUCGUUCAUGGAGUUCUAGCUAAUGUUCAAUACACUGAACUUAAUUUUUUAUAUCUCAGAAUUCCAGAUUUAUUUGUUCAUUCAUGGAGUACUAAUUUGGUAAAAUUUCAACUGGUUUAUGUUGAAUACACUGAACAUAAUUUGUUAGAUCUCAUAAUUCCAGAUUUAUUGUUCGUUCAUGGAGUUCUAGUUUAUGUUCAAUACACUGAAAUUAAUUUUUUAUAUCUCAGAAUUCCAGAUUUAUUUGUUCAUUCAUGGAGUACUAGUUUGGUAAAAUUU
Molecule: messenger RNA, 974 nt
Organism: Panicum virgatum (switchgrass)
Lineage: Eukaryota; Viridiplantae; Streptophyta; Magnoliopsida; Poales; Poaceae
Exons: 2
Coding region: 235-546 (103 amino acids)
Source: RefSeq, a predicted model, not a curated record